AUGUCUCCUAUGCGUCCUAUCGUGAUCCUGGGCCCAUCGGGCACCGGCAAGUCGACUUUGUUGAAGAAGUUGUUUGCUGAAUAUCCCGGAAAAUUCGGUUUUUCGGUUUCCAACACCACUAGAAAGCCCCGAGAAGGCGAAGUUGAUGGGAAGGACUAUAACUUCACCUCCGUUGAAACUUUCAAGAAGAUGAUUGAUGAGAACGCUUUCAUUGAAUGGGCCCAGUUCAGCGGUAACUACUAUGGUACCUCGAUUGCUGCGGUCAAAGCUGUUGCCGAACAAGGUAAGCAGUGCUUAUUGGAUAUUGAUAUGCAAGGUGUCAAGCUGGUGAAGAAGACUGACUUGAACGCCAGAUUCUUGUUCAUUGCACCUCCUCUGUUAGAUGAAUUAGAAAGCCGGUUGAAAGGUCGUGGUACCGAAACUCCUGAAUCUUUGACGGCUCGUUUAAACGCAGCUUCAGCCGAGAUGGAAUACGCCGACACUGGCGCUCAUGACAAAGUCAUCAUCAAUAACGAUUUGGACAAGGCUUAUGCUGAGUUCAAGGAAUUCAUUCUUGCGGAAUAA
Messenger RNA from Diutina rugosa, 564 nucleotides. It is a transcript of the gene GUK1, whose product is annotated as guanylate kinase. Gene Ontology annotation, cellular component: cytosol. The coding region runs from base 1 to 564 and encodes 187 amino acids. Gene Ontology annotation, biological process: purine nucleotide metabolic process. The record is from RefSeq and is a predicted model, not a curated record. NCBI's taxonomy places the organism in Eukaryota, Fungi, Ascomycota, Pichiomycetes, Serinales, Debaryomycetaceae. The transcript has a single exon. Gene Ontology annotation, molecular function: GMP kinase activity.